This is a messenger RNA of Striga asiatica, 1583 nucleotides long. Lineage: Eukaryota; Viridiplantae; Streptophyta; Magnoliopsida; Lamiales; Orobanchaceae. The record is from the annotation of a GenBank genome assembly.
CCUAAAGUUUACUUCUAUCCUCAUUCUCUUUAAACUAUUUCUGUUUGCCUACGAAUAACCCCACUUGCCCGGUCUCCUAAAGUUCAAUAUAUAAACCUAGGGCGAAGAAGAACCUCGCGAUUUUUCAUCAUAGCUGUUCAAUUGAUCCUCUCAGAUACUGAAUGAUACAAAAUGGCUGAGAUAAAGUCAUCCGGGAGACCAAUUGAUCUAUUGCUGGAGAAGGUUCUGUGCAUGAACAUACUUUCUUCUGAUUACUUUCGAGAUCUCUUGGGAUUGAAAACGUACCAUGAAGUGAUUGAUGAGAUUUAUGUCACUGUUACACAUGUCGAGCCAUGGAUGACUGGGAACUGCCGUGGACCGUCAACCGCAUAUUGCCUUCUUUACAAAUUCUUCACUAUGAAGCUCACUGUCAAACAGAUGCAUGGCCUGUUGAAGCACCAAGAUUCCCCUUACAUAAGAGCAAUUGGGUUUCUGUACUUAAGGUACGUUGCAGAUCCAAAGACAUUAUGGAGUUGGUACGAACCAUACCUGAAAGAUGAUGAGGAAUUUUCUCCCGGGUCAAAUGGCAGAAUGACUACAAUGGGUGUGUAUGUGCGUGAUUUACUUCUCGGACAGUACUAUUUCGACACGCUCUUCCCGCGCAUUCCUGUGCCCGUCAUGCGGACGAUCGUCUCAAACCUCGAGAGCAUGAAGCUGCCAACUAAGCACUGUGGGGUGACGGGCGAGACGACCCGCGGGUCGGACGAGACAGCCCGGCGUCCCCCUUCAGUCAAAGCUUCUCUCUCUGUCUCCUUUGGCCAGCGGGCCCCACAUCGGGCCUCCACCCGUGACUCAUCCCCUGUCAGGCGAUAUUCGGUUGCCCCAUCUGAAAGGGAAAGGGAAAGGGAAAGGGAAAGGGAAAGGGAAAGGGGAAGGGAUAGAGAGAGAUACAGGAAAUAUGAUUAUGAUAGGCAUGGGAGAGAGAAUUAUCGUGAGAGGAGGGAUCGUGAGGAGCGCUAUCGUGUGGGCAGGAGCAGGAGCAGGAGUAGGAGCAGGAGUCGAAGCAGAUAUGAUAGAGGUGAAAGUGAGAAGAAUCGAUUGAGUCCGUCUGUGAAUGGGGAAAAGAGUAGGAAGUCUGCUGCCAGUAAUCUUGCCAAGCUUAAGGAUUUGUAUGGCGACUUGAACGGGCAGAAGGAGGAUAGGAGAGAAAACCAUUCAGGUGGUACAGAGGAGGUUAUCAGGCUAGGUGGGUCGAGUUGGAGGUAGGAGAUGGAUUAGUUGGUUGACUUGAUGGCUGGGAAAUUACCCUCUUACCCUUGUAAUUUUAGUUGUGUUUCGUAUGUUACUAUGUUUCAAGCUUUUGAUGGUAUUUGGGAAUAACUAUUGUUGCGAGGCCUUGGUUGUUUGCAGUUAUUUUUAAUUAUGCGAAUCGUCUGUAGUGGUUUGUGUACUUUUCAUGGGCGUCUUUAUUUAGUUGCUGUCUCAAUAGGUUCCUCUGUAUGAAUCUGAGUGUUUCUUAUUUAAGUUGAAUUGUAGAAAAUCUAGUAUAAUGCAUGCACAAUUGUUAUCAGUGAUUUGAUAAAUCUUUGCAAAACGUAUCAUGC